GGACACUGAUUUUCCAGGGAUUUUGACCGAGGAUGAUAUAUCCGUGUAUACCAAUGGAAAAGUUCAUGAUUUGGAAUUGCAUGUUGCCCGAUAAGGAGCUUACCAGCGAGCUUCAGCGAGGGCAAGAUAGUUUGGACGUUAGAGUUGGCCAUCAGUCCGGGCUUGAGAUUACCGAGAUGCAGUCACGCAGAGAUCUGCAUGACGCCUCGAACUCAUUUGCGGGGUUCGCAAUCUAGACUUCAGCAUCGUCCACAUCCCUUGCUAAUGUACCACACAUGAGUGGUUUCACAUAAGCUGUAGGUUUUACUGCAUGCUCCGCUGCAUGAGGUAAGUCCCCGCGGUGCGACGUGCUCACGCAUGCUACAAAUAUGGCAAUCAAGCGACUUCGUGAAGUCGUUCCCAGGUUGGAUUCCUCCUGCAACAACGCAAACCUCCUGAGAUACAGCAAUCAUGGCAGCACCUAGCACUGGCAUGCCCAUUCGCAACCAUGCGGAGGACGGGCAGAAAGUCAAAGGCGAAGGCAGGAAUUAUAUCAAAUGGGAUGACCCGAGCGUGCAGAGCAAGCCAGAAGACGAAGAUGAAGACAUUCAAGCUGUUGCAGACAUGAUCAAUGAGAUCCAGAAGGCACAGUACAACUCUCACAGGCACUGCUAUACUGGAACGCACGCUAGAACCCAGGGAAUCAUCAAAGGCACCCUGAAGACCGAGCCAAAUUUACCUCCUCACCUCAAGCAGAGCAUGUUUGCGGAAGAAAGAGAAUGGCCCGUCAUUUGCAGAUACAGCAGCGAACCAGGUGACCCUGGCCUCGACGACCGCAUUCCCCAGCCACGAGGCUUUGCCAUGAAAGUCUUCGAUGUCCACGGCGAGUUCUUUGACGCGGGUAAAGAUAUACCAACGCAAGAUAUCGAAUUCAACUCGACGCCAGCUAUUGAUUUGGCAACGGCUAAGGUGACGCGAGAGAUCAUCGAGCUGCGCAUCAAAUAUGGCAACAACCAGUCUGAACUCUACAAGCACCUCGAAGCUAGGAAGGACACAGAGUUGCAAAAGGCCAGAGACACGGUUUACAACACCCAUCUCGAAUCGACUCGGCAGUAUUCCCAAACUGCGUAUCGAUUUGGUGCCUAUGUCAUCAAAUAUUGCUUGGUGCCCAACACUGAGACGCAGAAGAAGCUUUAUGAAGAGACGGUAAAACCAGCAGACGGUCCCGACAUUCUGCACCGAUGGCUGAAGGCUUUCCACGAGGAGCAUGAUGCCGAAUAUCUGUUCCAGGUCCAGUUAUGUGAGAACCUUGAGGAUCAGCCCGUGGAGUAUUGUGGUAAAGUAUGGGAUCCUGAGAAGUAUCCAUGGCAGACUGUGGCACGUUUGACGGUGCCCAAGCAAGACAGUUUCAACUACGCGCUGAAGAACUUCUGGGAGGAUAGACUCAGGGUCGAUCCAUGGAUGGGCUUGAAGACUCUGGAGCCCCUUGGAGGUCCAAACAGGCUGAGAAGAGUGGUCUACCCGCAAAGCAGUGCUCUUAGACGGAAGAUGAAUGCAACAACAGAGGUCCAUAUCAAAAGUAUGGACGAAUUACCUGUCCAUUAGGGAGGUGCGAAGGUCAUGCAGACGUAUAUCGAAAUGUCAGAUUUAAUAUGAGGUCGAAGACUAUUCCAGCUCCUCAAUCGACAACAGAAUUGGUGUAAGGCUUAACCUCGGCAAGCCGUUCGGGGCACCCGAUAUUUGCUAGACUAGACUUGAUGACCUCAUUCAACG
This is a messenger RNA of Exophiala viscosa, 1752 nucleotides long. RefSeq names its product catalase-like domain-containing protein. Gene Ontology annotation, molecular function: heme binding. Lineage: Eukaryota; Fungi; Ascomycota; Eurotiomycetes; Chaetothyriales; Herpotrichiellaceae. The record is from RefSeq and is a predicted model, not a curated record. The transcript has a single exon. The coding region runs from base 451 to 1584 and encodes 377 amino acids.